UUCUUUUCGCUGAAACAUAAAGAUUUGAUAUUUGAAAAAAAAAUAGAAACAGAGAGAGGGAUAAUAAGCGUGAUGGGUUAUAUCAACUUGUGUGGCUGUCCAAGCCUCUCCUCCGUCGUCUUUAAUUUGAGCCAAAAUCUAAGUAAAGGGGGCAAGAAACAAAAGAACGGGGAAGGAUUAGAAGGAAGGGGAGGAAGGGAUGGCAGCAACCUUCUUGUGUUCAUGGAAUCCAACUCUAGUACAUGGUUCCAGAAAAGUAAAUUCAUUGUAUCACAGAUCAUUAGAAGGUGUUGGACAGAUUACACUAGAUCAACCAACUGCGAAAAGAAGCUCAAGUCGUCAUGGCUGUCCAACGAAAAUAUCCCGUAGGUUUUCUGUGUUUGCUGUGACCGAAAGUUCUAAAGAGCCAAGCAAGACUGAAGAAACAAUCCCUUCUUGGGCCAGGGCAGAUUCAGAUGUGCCCCCUCCUUGGGCUCAGGAUGAAGGCAAGGAAAGUGCAUCACAGCAAAUAUUUGAGAUUCCCUUCUAUGUUUAUUUACUUGCUUCAGCAGUGACUGCAAUUGCUGCAAUAGGCUCUGUGUUUGAAUAUGUGAAUCUGAGGCCAGUGUUUGGAAUUUUGAAAUCAGACAGCAUUUUUUAUGCUCCAUUGCUUGGAUUUUUUGCAUUUACUGGCAUUCCCGUUUCAAUUUUCCUGUGGCUCAAAUCUGUUCAAGCUGCUAACAAGGAAGCUGAAGAACAAGACCGCAGGGAUGGCUAUCUGUAGCAUUAACUACCCUCUACAGUUGUGAUUUUAAAUAUUGAGGAGGAUCAUGUGUUGUUAUGGAAUUUAUUUCGAGGGACAAAUGAUUCCUGAUACAAACAUAAAUGUGAAUAGUUUUACUAGUAAAUGACACAUACAAAACUCUUUUUUAUUCUAUUUUAUAUGAAGGAUAUUUAUGCAAAACUUCAAAUGAAAUAAAAAAACUAGAAAAUGUUAGCAUUUAUUA
Messenger RNA from Carya illinoinensis, 986 nucleotides. RefSeq lists its product as uncharacterized. Bases 200 to 763 code for a protein of 187 amino acids. The transcript is spliced from 4 exons. The record is from RefSeq and is a predicted model, not a curated record. NCBI's taxonomy places the organism in Eukaryota, Viridiplantae, Streptophyta, Magnoliopsida, Fagales, Juglandaceae.